GCAUGUUUUACCACCAUGAUUCUGCCUCGUCGACGGGUGAAAAUGCCGCUGCAUUGUGCAUUAUCAACGAACAGACGGCGAAACCACGUUGCAAUGCGCGCGAUGAGAUGGAUAAAUAUAUUGCAAGAGCGGGCUUGGAAAGUACCUGACGAAGAACGUAUGGAAUAUCAACUCACAAUGGCUUAUACGAAUCGUGAAGGGCAAGGGUAAGGCAGGCCGUACGGUCUCGUCCGAGGUGGAACCAGUGAUGGAACCAGUGAUGGAACUCGAGGUGGAACCUGAGGUGGAAGCAGUGGUGGAACCAGAGGUAGAACUCGAGGUGGAACCUGUAGUGGAACCAGAGGUGGAACCAGUGGCAAAUCGCGAGGUGGAACUCGAGCUUCCGAUCGAGGUAUGGGAGAAUGUGAUCAACCAUCUAUGGGACGACCAGCGUGCUUUGCGGCGAUGCAUGCUCGUCUGCCGAGCGUGGUAUCCUCCAAGUCUCUUCCACUUGCGCAGGUUAAUUAGGAUCAAGACUGUCAAGACUGUCAUGGCCUAUGCGAAGAAGCUGAAGCGGAGGCCAGAGCUGUCGAAGCGGCCGUAUGAUAUGACUAUAGUGGGUAAAUAUCAGGAGACAGAUCUGUCAGCGCUGUCGACGGCAGCGAUUAUGCUCGCUCGCAAGCUGCCCCGGCUGGAGCGGCUCACAAUACAGAACUCAGAGUGGAAGCUGUCGACGAUGCACGGCGACAUCUUCCUGCACCUCUCCGCCUUCUCCGUCACUCGCCUCCAUCUCCAUAUUGUCAUGUUCCCGUCGAUCACUGUCCUCGCGCGACUCGACUCUAAAGCUGUGUCUGGGUCAUUACGAGGCCCUGGUGAAGAACAGCUCGACAAGCUCGCGAGUAGAUUUCAACAUCGAAUGCAAAGGUUCUCGUUGGCAGAAUAUACAUCCAUCUACACCAUAUCUCCAGGACCGGUAGAGUGGGAUCAAGUCUAUGAGCAUAUCAGCGUCAUAUUCCGGGCAGACUUCAUAUACCAGCCCCACGUCGCCCAAGCUCGUUUCAUUCUAUACCGCUACCAGGUCAUCAUCGACUACUAUGAAAGGCUCGAAUACCAGCCACACCGCAUAGUCCGGGAAUUCCCCAGACCACGACAACCGGUAGAAGACGAUCAGGAGUUAUACCACCUCCUGUUUGACGAAGAAUACGGUAUCUCUUCCGACGAAGAAGAACCUUUCUGA
Messenger RNA from Laetiporus sulphureus 93-53, 1216 nucleotides. RefSeq lists its product as uncharacterized. The transcript is spliced from 6 exons. Lineage: Eukaryota; Fungi; Basidiomycota; Agaricomycetes; Polyporales; Laetiporaceae. The record is from RefSeq and is a predicted model, not a curated record. Bases 248 to 1216 code for a protein of 322 amino acids. Gene Ontology annotation, molecular function: protein binding.